AUGGAUGACCCAAAUGCUGAUACCGAAUGGAACGAUAUUCUUCGUGAACGAGGAGUUCUUCCUCCAAGAAAGGAACCAACUGAAGAUAUAUUAGAAGCUAUGGACCAAGCUAUCAUGGAAAGACAAGAUAGACAUCUUGAAGAUAAAACAUUGGAUGAAUUGGAUGAAUUGGAAGAUGAAGAGGAUGACCGUAUAUUAUUGGAAUAUAGACUGAAAAGAAUAGCAGAAAUGAAGGCAGAAGCUUUACAUAAUAAAUUUGGUGAAUUAAUUCAAAUAUCUAAACCAGAUUUUAUAAGAGAAGUCACCGAAGCUAGUAAAGAAGUUUGGGUGGUAGUGCAUUUGUUUAAGGAUUAUAUACCAGAGUGUAAACUCAUGAAUGCACACCUAUCUACUCUUGCCGCAAAAUAUAAGGCGACCAAGUUUAUAAAGAUAAUUGGCGAUCAAUGUAUACCAAACUACCCAGAUAAAAAUUUACCGACUUUGUUAAUUUAUGGUGAAGGUGACAUGAAAUUACAAUUAGUCGGAUUAGCUCAAUUGGGUGGAAUAAAUAUGAGCCUUAAGAGACUCGAAGAUUAUUUAAUUUCUUCAGGAGCUAUUGGAAAUACUGAAGAAUCAAUAUAG
Scutellospora calospora is the source of this 621-nucleotide messenger RNA. Lineage: Eukaryota; Fungi; Glomeromycota; Glomeromycetes; Diversisporales; Gigasporaceae. The record is from the annotation of a GenBank genome assembly.